Messenger RNA from Monomorium pharaonis (pharaoh ant), 2556 nucleotides. Its product is annotated as methyltransferase-like protein 9. The record is from RefSeq and is a predicted model, not a curated record. The coding region runs from base 230 to 1318 and encodes 362 amino acids. Lineage: Eukaryota; Metazoa; Arthropoda; Insecta; Hymenoptera; Formicidae. Gene Ontology annotation, molecular function: protein-L-histidine N-pros-methyltransferase activity. The transcript is spliced from 4 exons.
GCAAUAUGGCCACGUGCUAAGCCGUGCGUGCGGUGUUUACGCGACGACGAAGGCGCGCCCGGAUUUACCGUCGCGCCCGGUGGAAUCGCGGCGCCGGGGGCCGCGACGAUCCGGCGGCCUCGCGAUCUCACGAGCGAUGAACGCGCGCGUAGUGGCCGAGUGUCCGACGUGCCGAGCGUCGCGCGGCUGACAACAAGCAGGAGGAAGAGGAGGAGGAGAAGGAGGAGGCAUGGCGGCCGCCGCGGACGAGACGUCGUCCCGGGCUGUCAGGUGCGCCUACGAGUGCCAGGACACCACCUGCAGCCUCGUCAACACCGGCGGCGGCGACGACGGGGCCGCGGUUCGCUCCGUGCGCAGCUACCGGCCGCACGGCAGCCUCGCCAGGGUGCUCUACGACAAGCGGAAGGCGGACGAGUGGCUCGCCGCGUACGACAAGCGUAAGUGGUACAGGGUAGACAAAACCAAGAUCAGAGAAGAUCUGCUGGAUUCGUGGAUCCCGCUCGGCACCGGUCCCAACGCCGACCAGCCCGACAAAGCCGCCGAAAUUUUCCUCGUGAGAUCCGCGGAGAGAUCCGACUCGCUGCCCUUGCAGGCCUGGCACUCGUUAGCCAGGUCGGCGUUAUCCUGGUUCAUCAGUCGAACGUCCAUAAACGGACUGCUGGGCCGUGGUUCCAUGCACGUGUUCUCCAGCGAGCAAUUUCGAAAGCUAAUGGACGCGAGCGGCUUCACGGGUCCCUGGCAUUCCUUGGUGGACCUCGGGGCAGGUGAUGGUGCAACCACCGCCCACGUGGCUCAUCUCUUCGAGAAGGUGUACGCCACGGAUAUCUCACCCCCCAUGAGGUGGGCUCUGGCGAAGAGAAAAUUCACAGUGUUGGACGUGGAAAGAUGGCAUCAAGAGGCUGGUCCUUACAACGUCAUCCUCUGCCUGAACCUUCUCGAUCGUUGCGACCGUCCAAACACUCUACUAAGGCUAUUGAGGGCCUCACUAGCUCCUGGCGGCAGACUGGUCAUCGCCUUGGUAUUGCCGUUCAGCCCCUAUGUUGAAGUCGGCGAGAGGGGUAACCACAAACCGUCGGAAUAUCUACCGGUACGAGGGAACGGGCUCGAGAUUCAAAUAGCCAGUCUGAUCGACCGGGUCUUCGCCCCGGUGGGUCUGCGAUGCCUCGUCUGGAGCAAACUACCGUACCUGUGUGAGGGCGAUCUAGGACAGUCAUAUUACUUCCUGGAUGACGUGAUCUUCGUGUUGGAGGCGCAGCCAGUUAGUACACGAUCCUGCGAGUUCGUGGUAAACGACGAUGUUUCGCGAAGGAACGUUUAAUGGUGCGAAACCAAAUGGAUUAUUUAUAGUGAAUAUACAGGGACAUGAUAAAGUUUAGAUAGGAAAAGGCGAAGAAAACGAUAGUCAGGCGUGUCUUUCACACUUGUAAAAACUUUAAUAAUUGCUGUCAUGAGUUAGAAUUAUGCGAGAAUACAGAAGAGCAAUACUGGCAAGCGACGACGAGCUUAAUGUGCAGACACAGCGGUUAGCAUUUGGUGUACGAAUAUCGAUUAGCGAUCCGAAUUUAAAAAGGGAACGACGGAUCGACACGGUGCGCAUUUUACAAUCAUUUAUCUUCUUACUGUCGAAUUCGGUGCGAAAACAUGUACACGGUAUCUAUGGUAUAGAUAUGGCGCGAGAGUAACGAGAUCCGGAAACGAAAUCUGUAUUUCUCCCUUUUUUGCCCCUUUCCUGAUGUGUUGUAUGCUCGACUUUGUUCGAGAUCUCUAGAAUCAAAUCUUUUAGCUAAUUAUCUAAACUAGUAGAAAUUAACGGACGGUAUAUACAAAGGAGAAUAUUAAACUAACGCACGUUUUGGCAACAGUUGCAGCAAUUGCAGUAAUAAAAUCGCAAAACGAAUAACGAAAAACGAAUUUUUAGAACGAAUUUUACUAAUUUAAUCUAGAAAUAGAAUAAAAUAUAUAACAACACUAUUAUGUGUGAUAACAAAGUACAGCGAAUAUAAAGCAAAGAAUAAACUGCAACGCUGCAACUUUUGCUGUAAAGAAAUACACGCACAAACUCCUCAUAUAACAAUUGCGCUAUCGUGUUUAAAUCAUUGAUAAGAUAAGACUUAUCUCGGACGCAGUCUCUAACAGUCUUUCUCACAUAUUUUGAAAUUCUAUUUUGAUACAUUUCAAUCAACCUCUUUUUCUCAUCAGACUCUGUUUCCGCGCUCCCUUUUCUCUAUUUGGCAUAAGUUGCAACGACUUAGUCAUGGAUAUGCUUAAUUGCGUUGAUCACACGGACCGACCGAUCGAAAUACAAACGACGUUACGUUUGCAUUUUUUUAAUAAUACAUAAUAUUAUAAGAAAUAAGUCCACCUAGUUAUUGGAAAUACACUUUGGUGUGCAACAAGUUAUCGUCGAAUUAUGAACCAUAUUGCAGCAGCCUUCUUGUCAAUAUAUAUAUAUUAUAUAUGUAUGUCAACAAAAACGCAGUCUAUAGAAGCCGGAUCUGCAUUCGUUAAACAGCUACAAUAGCUGUGAAAAAACAAAUAAAGAAUCAUUGUCGAGAA